GCGGGUAGAACGCCGUGAGAUACUUCCUCAUUAGAGAAUGGCGGCUGCCGCCUGCACUGCCGUUAACAACACCGCGGUUAACAACACUACCUACCCGCAGAAACAACACCGGAGGAAAAGUAGAGAUACGCGGCGGAGACAAGCAGCUCUCUUUUUCCUUAGUAACAUUUCACUAGAUGGACGGCCAGUACAACAGACGUACCAUGGAAACCGAGACAGCGAGUUGUUGGGAGGUGAUAUCGGGGCGACAGUGGCCGGGAUGUUAACGGUGUCUAGCUAUGGGACCUUCACUAACCUACCAACGUCUGUGAGCUGCGGCACCGUUGGGAACGUUAGCGCCGUUCCGGGACUCGGAGUCAUCACUGUCCCGCCUAUCCUCGUUCUGCCUUCGGACUCGUUCAAUGAUGGGACAACGGAGGUAUUUCUGGAGAGGCGAGAAGGAUCGUUUUCCUCACAGGGAAACCUCCUCUCUCCCUCGGGUCUCCUUCCUACUCCCCUCGGACGGCGGAAGUCCUCCACAUUGCUGUCGGUCCAGAGUUGUAAUUCGGUAACUUCGGAAUCGGGACGAAGUCGGACUCGUAACCUGUUGGGCUCCCCCAGACAUCGCCCUGCGAAGAAGGUCCACUUCAUCAAGAACAUGAGACAAUACGACACACGAGGCAGCAGGAUCGUGUUUAUCUGUGCCAAGCGUUCUCUGUGUGCAGCCUUCUCAGUAUUACCCUAUGGAGAGAGCUUUCACAUCAGUGACUCCAAGUUGGACAGGUAUUCAUCAGGGAACAUCUCUACCAGUCUGGAGAUGAUGCCUGGACUGGAAGGGUUCGAACUGGAGCCCUACGCCAAGACGGUGUCAUAUGCCCAGUUACUAUACCCGACCAACGCCCUGGUCCGCCAGAAGACCCCCUCGGUGGACAUUACCCUCCAGGUGCCCCUCAACCAGGUGACCCGGAACAGAAACUACACCCCAACCAGGCUAAACAGCAACGUGGGACUGGACCUGGGUGUGGAUGACGCAUCAGACUAUGACCCCAACCUUCUGAGUGACCCCCAGUGGCCCUGUGGGAAACACAAGAGAGUCCUGAUCUUCGCUUCAUACAUGACGACAGUGAUAGAGUACGUGAAGCCGUCUGAUCUGAAGAAGGACAUGAACGAGACGUUUAAAGAGAAGUUUCCUCAUGUCAAGCUGACUCUCAGCAAGAUCAGAAGUCUAAAGAGAGAGAUGCGUACGGUGGGUGACGACUGCGGCCUGCAGGCGGUCACCGUGGCGAUGGCGUUUGUUUACUUUGAGAAGCUGGUCCUGCAGGGGCGACUCAACAAACACAACAGGAAGUUGGUCUCUGGAGCCUGCGUGCUGCUCGCCGCUAAGAUCAGCAGCGACCUCAAGAAGCAGGACGUCACUCAGCUCAUAGAUAAACUAGAGGAGCGGUUCCGUAUCAGUCGGCGGGAGUUGAUCCCGUUUGAGUUCACUAUCCUUGUUGCCCUGGAGAUGGCUCUGUACCUGCCUGAGAGAGCCAUCAUGCCACACUACCGACGCCUGGUGCAGCAGAACUAGGGCCACACCCACUGCUGCACCCACGUGGACAGGAGCCACGCCUACUAGGGUCUGGAGGUUGGACAUGGGGGUGGGGUGAGGGGAGGAGCCACGCCUACUAGGGUCUGGAGGUUGGACAUGGGGGUGGGGUGAGGGGAGGAGCCACGCCUGCUAGGGUCUGGAGACUGGACAUGGGGGUGGGGUGAGGGGAGGAGCUACACCUGCUCGGGUCUGGAGACUGGACAUGGGGGUGGGGUGAGGGGAGGAGCUACACCUGCUAGGGUCUGGAGACUGGAUAUGGGGGUGGGGUGAGGGGAGGAGCUACACCUGCUAGGGUCUGGAGACUGGACAUGGGUGUGGGGUGAGGGGAGGAGCCACGCCUACUAUGGUCUGGAGACUGGACAUGGGGGUGGGGGGAGGGGAGGAGCCACGCCUACUAUGGUCUGGAGACUGGACAUGGGGGUGGAGUGAGGGGAGGAGCUAUCCCUACUAGGGUCUGGAGACUGGACAUGGGGGUGGGGUGAGGGGAGGAGCUACACAUGCUCGGGUCUGGAGACUGGACGUGGGGUGAGGGGAGGAGCCACGUCUACUAGGGUCUGGAGACUGGACAUGGGGGUGGGGUGAGGGGAGGAGCCACGCCUACUAGGGUUGGAGACUGGACAUGGGGGUGGAGUGAGGGGAGGAGCCACACCUACUAGGGUCUGGAGACUGGACAUAGGGGUGGAGUGAGGGGAGGAGCUACACCUGCUAGGGUCUGGAGACUGGACAUGGGGGUGAAGUGAGGGGAGGAGCCACACCUACUAGGGUCUGGAGGCUGUUGAGGGAAUACUCUGCCCCCACACCUGGAAACCAUGUGUUUGAUACCAUUCCACUCCAGCCAUUACCACGAGCCCAUCCUCCCCAAUUAAGGUGCCACCAGCCUCCUGUGCUAAGCACCAUAAACUCAGAGGCUUAGUAACGACACUUAGUAACGACACUGGUAUUUUACUCUCACCUUGAAGAAGUAUAAAUUACACCGAUCAGUCUUCCUACAUUUGCUGGUAUUAUUAUCAACAUACAGUAUAUAUAAUUACUACACAUUCUAAACCUGAACGUGGCCAUGCUUCCACGUGCCACAAGGGGGUGCUAAAGUUCAGCAGUAGCAUUGUUUAUCGAACGUGAGGUGUCACACUUUGCAAGAAUACCAGUUAUGCUUCAUAUAGGGCUGACCUAAACUGUACUGUACCGUUCAGGUUUUCUUCUCGUUUCACAUUGUCCGUUCCAGCAGCUAUGGUGGACGUGUAACCAGGCCAGUUUGGUUUGGUCUUCUAGUGGGAAUCAGACAUAAGAGUAACAAAGGAACCAGUGAAGAACCUUCUCCAGCGCCUUCCUGCCAGCAUGUUAAAGGGAAAACAAAUACAAGAAACAUCAGAUUUAACCAAAAAAGCAGUUUCAUUUAUUUAUCCUACUUUUCUUUCUUUUUUUAUGUUUAUUUAUUAUAUUUGAUCUAUUUCUUUGAAAAAUAAGGGAUGUUUAUAUUAUAACCAAACCAGUUCAUUAUUUUGCACCUCUUUGUAGUGUAACUCACAGAAGUCUUCUUCCAGCAUUAUAACCAAGCGUCCCUUAGUAAAGGUGUCAUCCCUAAUAGACCCCUAUUCCCUAACCAAGCAUCCCUUAGUAAAGGUGUCAUCCCUAAGUAAAGGUGUCAUCCCUAAUAGAGCCCUAUUCCCUAACCAAGCAUCCCUUAGUAAAGGUGUCAUCCCUUAGUAAAGUUGUCAUCCCUAAUAGAGCCCUAUUCCCUAACCAAGCAUCCCUUAGUAAAGGUGUCAUCCCUAAUAGAGCCCUAUUCCCUAACCAAGCAUCCCUUAGUAAAGGUGUCCUCCCUUAGUAAAGGUGUCAUCCCUUAGUAAAGGUGUCAUCCCUAAUAGAGCCCUAUUCCCUAUAGUACUCUUUGUGUAUUAAAGUGAUGGUGGUGAUUAUUGCUAUGAAAAGAGCCUGAUCUUCCUACCCUUGUUACUGAGUUACUACAGCAUAUAUAUAUAUAUAUAUAUACACAGAGAUGCAGUGUAUUAUUCAACUCUACGUUAGAGGUGACAUUGACGACAAUGAUCUAAGCACAUUCUAUGGUGCGUUGUGUUCCACUUCCUCCUCGUCCGAAGUUUAAUGUUUAUGUGCGUCUGAACAUGUGCCACCGUAUAUCCCUUUGGUUGGCAUCCUAAAUGGCACACUAGUGCCUAUGUAGUGCACUACUUCUGACCAGAAAUAAAGCGGUAUAUAGGCUGAUAGGGUGUCAUUUGGGACAAAACACCUUGUUAGAAUGUUCCUUUUUUUAUUUAUUUUUUAUUUAAUGUAUCUUCAUUUUACAUUCAACUGUUUUAGACUUUUACAUUUUGUACAACCAUUUAUUUAUCGUUCUUAUUUUCUUCUUCAGUACACUAUGAAGGCCAUUGAGGUAAUAUGUCUGAUCCUGUAUUAAUCCUAUUGCUAUUUCCUUGUCUUUCAUUUCAAUGUGUUUUUCAUUUCAUUCAGUGUCUAAGUUGAAGUUUUCUUUGAGGGAAAGACAACUUUGCUCAGUCACACUGUUAUAAUGUUGUGUUAUUAUGAUUAUAGCACUUUCAUAAACAGUUUAGAUUCAGUCAGAAGUUAGGCCUUGGUUAAAAUACGUUUUUCAAGUCAGUCAGAAGUUAGGCCUUGGUUAAAAUACGUUUUUUUCAAGUUAAUCUGAAGUUAGGCCUGGGUUAAAAUACGUUUUUUUCAAGUUAAUCUGAAGUUAGGCCUUGGUUAAAAUACGUUUUUCAAGUCAGUCAGAAGUUAGGCCUUGGUUAAGGUACGUUUUUCAAGUCAAUCUGAAGUUAGGCCUUGGUUAAGAUACGUUUUUCAAGUCAGUCAGAAGUUAGGCCUUGGUUAAAAUACGUUUUUCAAGUCAGUCAGAAGUUAGGCCUUGGUUAAGAUACGUUUUUCAAGUUAAUCUGAAGUUAGGCCUUGGUUAAGAUACGUUUUUCAAAAAGGGAUUUUUUUUUUUUUUGCCACAUUCCCCAAAGAGAUACUGUGAACAGAAUCAUACAUUUGCAAUGUGUUGUCAGACAGUAUGGUUCAUUUUAACAGUAGAAUAGAGUAUAGAUAUGUCCAGGAUGGUAGAGUGUGUCUGUGUUGUUAUUGCUAUGGGUUAACACUGUGAACGUCAGUGGAGUGAACGGUUGUUAGCGCCAUCUAGUGGGCAACAUUGCAGUAACAGUACAGAGGAGAUAUCCAAUGAAUGACGAUUUGAGGAAAUGGACAAUGUUAAUGAUUUCGAUCAUUCUACAUGUUGUGUUUUUAAAUAGCUGUCUGACAGAACACAAACACAAUGAAUAAAGUGCCUGAGCAAUAUGACAAGAACUGCAUUACAAAUGGCACCCUAUUCCGUACAUAUUUGACUACUUUCGACCAUAGCCCUGGUCAAAAUGUGUGCACUAUAUAGGGAAUAGGGCUGUGGUCUAAAGUAGUGCACUAUAUAGGGAAUAGGGCUCUGGUCUAAAGUAGUGCACUAUAUAGGGAAUAUGGUGCCAUUUGAGAUGCCUACAAUAGCUCUAUACAGAUAAAGACUGAUUUACUGUGUGUGAUUUUUAUUUAUUUUUUAUUAUUUAAGCAGAGAGAGCAAUCACAAAUUCUGUCAGAAAAUACUAUGUUCCUUCAAUCGUAACUUUCUCUUCAAAGUGGGCUGUUUUUUAAAACGCCAUUGUUGUAGAAAAGCAUUGUUGGUAUUUUUUUAUGCAUUGAGACACUGACUUUGACCAAAAGUAUCUCUGGCAACAGGCCACAGUGCUUCCACUUAGUCCUUGUCACAUUAAGGAAAAAAGGGUGUGUCACAUUAAGGAAAAAAGGGCGUGUCACAUUAAGGAAAAAAGGGCGUGUCACAUUAAGGGGAAAGGGGCGUGUCACAUUAAGGAAAAGAGGGUGUUUCACAUUAAGGAAAAAAGGGCGUGUCACAUUAAGGAAAGGAGAGCGUGUCACUUUAAGGAAAAAGGGGCGUGUCACAUUAAGGAAAAGCGGGCGUGUCACAUUAAGGGAAAAGGGGCGUGUCACAUUAAGGAAAGGAGGGCGUGUCACAUUAAGGAAAGGAGGGCGUGUCACAUUAAGGAAAGGAGGGCGUGUCACAUUAAGGAAAAGAGGGCGUGUCACGGUAAGGAAAAGAGGGCGUGUCACAUUAACGAAAAGAGGGUGUGUCACAUUAACGAAAAGAGGGUGUGUCACAUUAAGGAAAAGAGGGCGUGUCACAUUAAGGGGGGGGGGGGUGUCACAUUAAGGAGGGCGUGUCACAUUAAGGAGGGCGUGUCACAUUAAGGAGGGCAUGUCACAUUAAGGAAAGGAGGGCGUGUCACAUUAAGGAAAGGAGGGCAUGUCACAUUAAGGAGGGCGUGUCACAUUAAGGAAAGGAGGGCGUGUCACAUUAAGGAGGGCGUGUCACAUUAAGGAAAGGAGGGCAUGUCACAUUAAGGAGGGCGUGUCACAUUAAGGAAAGGAGGGCAUGUCACAUUAAGGAGGGCGUGUCACAUUAAGGAAAGGAGGGCGUGUCACAUUAAGGAGGGCGUGUCACAUUAAGGAGGGCGUGUCACAUUAAGGAGGGCAUGUCACAUUAAGGAAAGGAGGGCGUGUCACAUUAAGGAAAGGAGGGCAUGUCACAUUAAGGAAAGGAGGGCGUGUCACAUUAAGGAAAGGAGGGCAUGUCACAUUAAGGAAAGGAGGGCGUGUCACAUUAAGGAAAGGAGGGCGUGUCACAUUAAGGAAAGGAGGGCGUGUCACAUUAAGGAAAGGAGGGCGUGUCACAUUAAGGAAAGGAGGGCGUGUCACAUUAAGGAGGGCGUGUCACAUUAAGGAAAGGAGGGCGUGUCACAUUAAGAAGGGCGUGUCACAUUAAGGAAAGGAGGGCGUGUUUGUGACUAAUGCCAGGGGACAUUCUUUUGAACAAAGUGCAGGACAGUUUUUAUAAUAAUAUCCCCUAAAUGUUGUUCCCUUUUGUUGUUUGUGAAUUGUUUGUUAUAGAAUAAAAUGUAAAUGUAUUAUUGUCAGUAUGACAGAAGAAUAAAUCUAAUAUAUUUUCUGA
This is a messenger RNA of Salvelinus fontinalis (brook trout), 6590 nucleotides long. Its product is annotated as CDK5 and ABL1 enzyme substrate 2-like. Bases 38 to 1549 code for a protein of 503 amino acids. Gene Ontology annotation, biological process: regulation of cell cycle. The record is from RefSeq and is a predicted model, not a curated record. The transcript has 9 exons. Lineage: Eukaryota; Metazoa; Chordata; Actinopteri; Salmoniformes; Salmonidae.